CAAAUCAAGACCUGAAUAUAACUCCCAAGACUUUCGCGCAGUUUGCCACGUAAAAAUGAGAAGGAAUUUGGUGUUUCCACUGCUAGGACUGCUGUCAAUUGUCCGUAGUACGGCUGCAGUAGCUUGUCCAUUUCAGCAAUACUGCUCCAAUGGAACCACACAUGUGCUGUGCUUUAAAAGGAAGUUAGAGUCAUUCCAUAAGCGAUGUGGCGAUAAAAAAUAUCGUUUAAUUUCCAUUGACGGAAGUCUGAGGGAGGACGUACUGUUUCGUUUGAAUUACGCGCGCAACUUGGUGGCCAGUGGGCUAUUUGAUUUCCCAGCGGCAGCCAAUAUGCCGACCCUCACGUGGGAUGACUUUCUCGUCGAGACAGCCGAAAAGCUAGCGUUUACGUGUGAUACCACUGGGCAAUACUGUUCCAACUCCAAGGCAUAUCAUUAUGUGGCCUCUGUGCGAAUCGGGACCCAUUUUGUAAAAGAAGUAACUCAGAAGUCUGCCGUUAAGGAUCUACUCAACAUUUGGAUUCGAGAUAUGUUGGGUUGUAAACUGAGUGGAGAGGGCUUAAUAACGCGAAAGAAUGUGAAGAACACAACCUGCCUAGGUCACUUCACGCCUCUACUCGAGGAUCAUUGCAAUAAAGUUGGAUGUGUGAUAGUCGCCACUUUAAAUGAGAAUGGGAAUACCGCUGCAGCAGAUCUGAUUUGCAAUUUAAAUCGAGCUAACGUCAAUAGUGGCGUACCUUAUACAAUCAGUACAGUGCCAGGAGAUAGAUGCAACCAAGGAAGGGAUUUCGUAUACGAGUUUUUAUGCAAGCCCAGUGAACCAGUCGAAAAUAAUUAUAUACCGCCAAAACGUAGCCUGGACUAUAAUCACAGAGAUAUUCUAAAAGAACCGUUAAUCGUGGACAUAGUUAAAAUAACCUAA
Drosophila navojoa is the source of this 922-nucleotide messenger RNA. RefSeq names its product antares (gene antr). NCBI's taxonomy places the organism in Eukaryota, Metazoa, Arthropoda, Insecta, Diptera, Drosophilidae. The record is from RefSeq and is a predicted model, not a curated record.